Nymphaea colorata (pocket water lily) is the source of this 1293-nucleotide messenger RNA. RefSeq lists its product as uncharacterized. Lineage: Eukaryota; Viridiplantae; Streptophyta; Magnoliopsida; Nymphaeales; Nymphaeaceae. Gene Ontology annotation, biological process: positive regulation of SREBP signaling pathway. The record is from RefSeq and is a predicted model, not a curated record. The transcript has 11 exons. Bases 237 to 1088 code for a protein of 283 amino acids.
AAUGUACGGUUACGUAGUAGACAUGGAUGGCUGAACGCGGGGCCACGGCCACUCUACUCUUCAUGUGGACGGCCAACUGUUUGAAAAAUUUAGACGAGUUUUUUUUUUCCUCCUUUUUUAAUGCGUUAAACAAGUAAGCCAUUUUUGUAAAAGGUUGACACGCGAUCGUGCCCCUCUUCCAUGUCUCUAGGCCUCUCUGCCUUCGGUUCCUUAACGGACCCACCUCAAUCCCGCCGAUGGAGCUUCUGCGGAAGAAUUCCCGCCGUUGGCUCUCCCUCGUGAGCUGCUUCCUUCCGUUCAUUGGCUGCCUCGUCCUCCUCUCCAGCUUCCCGAUCUCCGUCAACGGAAUUCGGAAGGAUAUUGGGUUUCAGUGGAAACAGAUGUGCAAAUCAACAGUUCAAGGAAGAUAUCUACUCUCUGAUGAUAAUGGACGUGUAUGUAAUGCUUUUAGCAUCAAUUCUUGGACGCAGUGUUGUCCUGAAGCAGGAGAGAAGUUUCUUUGUCAAGGAUGCAAUCUUGUCUCCCAAUGCUGUAACUCAUAUGAGUACUGUGUCUCCUGCUGUCUUGAUCCAGCUAGGACUAAGCCAGAGCUUGCUCUGAAGAUGAAGAUAGCCAAGCCAAUAACCGCAGGCACUUACCAAAGUGUUUUUGAUUUCUGUGCUGGAAGGUGCCGUCAUAGUUCUGCUAGUGUGGUUCAUGAGAAUGCAUAUGCAAGCGAGUUCCAUCACUGCUUUUCUUUGCAGAUGAACUCUUCUGUGGCUGCAGAUACCAAUAUAGAAUCUAAAUUGGCUGGCAUUAACGUGAUUGUCGGAAGGCAAGGGGAGUCAUGCAGUUUGGUGUGCAAAUCUGUGGGUCAAUCAUGUGUGCCAGCCAAGCUGCUGAUACUUAACAAAUGUGAAAUCAUGCAGAAGUACAUGAACUGCAGCAGCGGAUGUGUGGCCAGCAUUGGAGCUGACCAACCUGCAGAAGUUGUUGAUCAUGCCCCAAAGGAUCUGAAUCCUGGAGCAUGCUUGUAUACAGACAAGCAGUCAGUCUUGUCUUGUGAUGGCUCACAUCCUCAUACAAAGAGACUUUGCCCCUGUGCUUAACAUGUAAAUUGUUCAAAGCAAUAUUUUUCUUGUAAUGUGUGUACCCAAGUUACCAACAAUUCAAAUUGCAUUUGAGAGGGCUGUUCAGCGCUGUUUUGCUUUGUAAGUAUGCUAUGUCAUUUUCUUGAUGUACAUGCAGGAGAUACGCAAUUAUUAUGCCUCUCUUGCUUGUGAUCCUUUUCAGAUGCCAUCAGUCUCGUCGUUC